AUGGCUGUCUAUACAUUUCCCGAUGUAUUUUUCUGGAUUCAGAACCUUCCUCCAGUCUCAGAAUGGAGCCCAGCCUCAGGUUCCAUGACCUUACGCUUGUGUUCUUCAAGCACGUCCCAGCCUUCUCUUAAUCUCAGCAUAGCCAGAAGCCUCCGAUCUUCAAAACUCUUUUUCGCCAUUGUCGCAGACUUUAAGAUCCCAGUAACUCUCUGGACUUCUAAACCAUUCAAGCCCAGUUCUAAUGAUAAUACCAAAUCCAUCAAGUUGUUAAACGAAUCAACCACCUCCAACGUUCUUGUCAACUUCAUUGAAGCCAUUCUUCAUUACGGUUCUAACAAAAACAGCCCCUCCUUGAAAUUCCCCAAACUUGAUUCCAUUCUUCCCAACCUCCCAGACACAUUCAACCUCGCAUUUCUCACCCUCUUGUUCCUAGUUAUUAUAUAUGAAGCCCCAGAAGAUCUACGCAUUGGAUGCGUUACUAGUAUUAAGAACCACUUGUCAGGUUCUGAUUCAAGAGAAGCAUCAAAGCUUCUGAUGAAACUGCUGGGAUCUAACUUGGAAGAGCUGUGGAUGCGUUCUGUGAACUUGGCUAUCACAACUUGCGUCGUGGAGCUCCGAACAGUGAAUCAGAGUAACUGCAGAACGCCUUGUGCCUUGUUCUCUUGUGCUUUUUCGGAUUUUGGGUUAUGGAAAGUUCAGUUGUACUGCCCAGUUAUAGCCAUGGACGUUGAGAAUUCGAAUAAUCACUCUGUUGAUGAGAGGCUUCAAUUCUCUCUCAGAUACCACCAGCUUGAAGGUGUUCUUCAGUUCAAUUACCAGGUUACAGUCCAAGAGAAGUGGGUGGAGAUCGUGGUGAGCAUUGACAACAUAAGGUGUGACGUUGUGAAGCUUGUGAACGAGAACCUUCUGAGAGGACGAGGAAUAGGGGCAGGGGAAAAGCAUUUCCCUUCAAGAAUAUGCUUGGAACUCACACCCACACUACAAAACCAAGUGCUGAGUCUAUCAGUGAGCAAAUCCACAGAGAACCCACGAAGAGAGAUAGGCAUAGACAAAAGCAUAGAAGCUUCCCUGGAACCAAACAAUCCCUUGGGUCUCAAAGUAUCAGCUGGAGAGACAUCAACAGUGAGCUUGAAGCCAUGGAAGUUCGAAGAAUCCACGUACGGUUACAGUGCGAACCUGAACUGGUUUCUUCAUGACAGCAUAAAUGGUAAAGAAGUGUUCUCGUCCAAGCCUUCGAAGUGUGCAUUGCUCAACCCUAGGUCAUGGUUCAGAGACAGGUAUUCGAGCGCUCAUAGGCCUUUUACGAGGCAGGGAGGGAUCAUAUUUGCAGGCGAUGAGUAUGGAGACAGUGUGCUGUGGAAAGUGGAUAAAGGUGCCAUUGGGAAGACGAUGGAGUGGGAGAUUAGGGGUUGGAUUUGGUUGACGUAUUGGCCUAAUAAACAUAAAACUUUCUACAGUGAAACUCGCAGGUUCGAGUUCAGAGAAACCCUCCAUCUCCACAUCGCUUAG
This is a messenger RNA of Neltuma alba, 1509 nucleotides long. RefSeq lists its product as uncharacterized. NCBI's taxonomy places the organism in Eukaryota, Viridiplantae, Streptophyta, Magnoliopsida, Fabales, Fabaceae. The transcript is spliced from 2 exons. Bases 1 to 1509 code for a protein of 502 amino acids. The record is from RefSeq and is a predicted model, not a curated record.